AUGUACCAUCCGUACAGCAGCAGCGCAAGCUACAUAUAUGCCAACGAGGACCGCUAUCGAGAACCGACAUCCAUUGUACCCACUGGGAGCGCAGCGCUAGCCGACUCCGAGGAUGCAAGGGAGCCGGCGCGGAAAUACUCCGUGCGAUCGAGGAAUGCUGCUAGAACGAGCAACGGGAGCCAUCCGUACAGUCAGACAUCCACAUUUGUCUCUAGUCCUAAAUCCCCAGCAACAGUUUCCUCUUCCGAAACCUACGUCCAACAUGGACGACGAUCGCUUGACUCCUCAUCGGGAUGGUCUUCUGGUCGAGCGAAACACACGAAAUACGCCUACGCCUAUGCCUACGACACCGGAAAAUACACAUAUUCACCGCCUUCGUCUCCCGACUCCCCUUCCGAGACGAAGCCCAAUGCUAGUGGGAGAGCUGCAAACCAGAACGGCGCCCAGCCGCUGUUCAUGCCCCUCCGCGGGCCGAUUUCGCACCCGUACCAACAGCACCUGGCCGCGCAGUCCUGGGCAGGAUCGCGAGAUACCCGCGACUACGACGACAUCGCGCACCAUGAAAUCGACGCUAGCCCGGCGGCACCAACUGUGAAGUCUCCCGGGUCGGUUUCGCGACGGACCAACUCGGACAGAGAUUUUAUGAACAUCAGCAAUCUGAGCCUCAGUGUCUCCGGGACUGCAACUCCUGAUCGAAGCAGGAGCAGGAGCCGGAGUCGCAGCCGGAGUCCACGUGCAGAGCUCCUGCGGGUGGGUGACCGGAGCCACAGCUCGGGAGACCUUCAACCAGCGGGGGAAGUCAACGGCAAGGUGUCCACGAACGGACAUUCGCACUCGAAAGUCAGUUUUCAGCCCACAGCAGCUGAACCAACAUCGGUGCCGAUAGUCCAGCCCGUUCGACGCACGGUAUUCAAGAUGACGCCAUAUGGAAACGACGACCCGCUCAGCCUGCGCCAGUCGGCAUUUGUGCCAUUUGCCUUCGAGGACCCGCCCGCGUCAAAAAAAGAUCAGGUACAGCGCAAGCUCCGCGGCAUGAUGAAUAGGCUGAGCACUUGUAUGGCGGCAUGUGGAGAAGAUCCAGAAGAAGUUCACAAGGAGAGGUACAGGUGA
Mycena indigotica is the source of this 1110-nucleotide messenger RNA. RefSeq lists its product as uncharacterized. NCBI's taxonomy places the organism in Eukaryota, Fungi, Basidiomycota, Agaricomycetes, Agaricales, Mycenaceae. Bases 1 to 1110 code for a protein of 369 amino acids. The transcript is spliced from 4 exons. The record is from RefSeq and is a predicted model, not a curated record.